Molecule: messenger RNA, 354 nt
Organism: Alternaria ethzedia
Lineage: Eukaryota; Fungi; Ascomycota; Dothideomycetes; Pleosporales; Pleosporaceae
Exons: 3
Coding region: 1-354 (117 amino acids)
Source: RefSeq, a predicted model, not a curated record
AUGGCCACCAACGUCCUCAGCCCUCGCGACACCAACGCACAAGUCAAGCCCAUGUCUUCCCCAGAGAAGGACGCCGAGAAGAAGGACUCCAAGAGCCUCGACUACCACCGUCAAGUUCUGCAGUCGCGCCUAGACAACCCACAAGAGCAGAAGUUUGUCUCGCCGUCUGACGACAUCAUGAGCCCCGCGACACAGAAAUUGCAGGCUUUCAAAACCAAGCACGCCAUGAAGAAGUCGAAGCCGCAGACGCUGUUUAAGAAGACGAGCGCGAAGAACUUCGAGUCGAACAAGGGCAGCGGCACACUCAUGUUCGCCGACAUCCCCAAGAAGGACGCAAAGGAAGAAGACGCGUAG